UAAUGCUGAUUCUCCGUGUGCUUUUUCUGCAAUCCUUGCGCGCCGCGUCCGGAAGUUUUCACGCGAGUUUAUUUUCGGGGUUUGCUUUCUUCAAGUGUCGUAACAACCCGGCAGCGAUCGAGAGAGAUGGCCGCCAUCAACGCGGUGUCCCUGCGCAACCAGCUGGCCCAGCUGACCAACUCGUCCGGCAUCCACAAGGAGCAGGCGGACAAGUAUCGCGCCCUGCUGGAGCAGAUUCUGCUCAACACCGAAACCGAACUGGUCGAAACGCUCAAGAUCUUCAUUGAAGCCAUCGUCAACGAGCACGUCAGCCUGGUAAUCUCCCGGCAGGUGCUGUCGGACGUGGGCGCCCACUUGACCAAGCUGCCGGACGACAUCUCGAAGGCGGUGUCGCACUUUACGCUGGACAAGGUUCAGCCGCGGGUGAUUUCGUUCGAGGAGCAGGUCGCCAGCAUCCGGCAGCACCUGGCGCAGAUCUACGAGCGCAACCAGAACUGGAAGGAGGCGGCCAACGUGCUCGGGGGGAUCCCGCUGGAGACGGGACAAAAACCCUACUCGUUGGACUACAAACUGGAGACUUAUCUGAAGAUCGCACGGCUCUAUCUGGAGGACGAAGAUCCGGUUCAGGCGGAGGCGUUCAUCAACCGUGCCUCGAUUCUGCAGGCGGACAGCAAGGACGAGAAGCUGCAGAUUCUGUUUGAAGUUUGCUACGCCCGCGUUCUGGACUAUCGCCGCAAGUUCAUCGAAGCUGCCCAGCGGUACAACGAGCUGUCCUAUCGAACCAUCGUAGACGAGGGGGAACGCAUGACGGCACUCAAGAAGGCACUCAUCUGUACGGUCCUGGCCUCGGCCGGCCAGCAGCGAUCCCGCAUGUUGGCCACCCUCUUCAAGGACGAACGCUGCCAGCAUCUGCCGGCGUACUCGAUUCUCGAGAAAAUGUACCUCGACCGGAUCAUUCGCCGAUCGGAGCUGCAAGACUUUGAAGCCCUGCUGCAGGCCCACCAGAAGGCGUCCACCGUGGACGGAUCGACGAUCCUGGACCGGGCCGUGUUCGAGCACAAUCUGCUCUCGGCCAGCAAGCUGUACAACAACAUUACGUUCGACGAGCUGGGAUCGCUGCUGGAAAUUCAGCCAAACAAGGCCGAACGGAUCGCCUCGCAGAUGAUCACCGAGGGGCGCAUGAACGGCUACAUCGAUCAGAUCGACGGCGUCGUGCACUUUGAAACUCGUGAAAUUCUGCCCCAGUGGGACAAGCAAAUCCAAAGCCUGUGCUACCAGGUGAAUGGGCUGAUUGAGAAGAUCAGCGCCGCCGAACCGGAGUGGAUCAGCAAGGUCAUGGAGGAAGAGAUGUGCACCUAAUAAGGAGGAAGUCGCUUCGAAGAUAGAACAUGCUCUGAUACAGAGAUUCGAUAAAUGAUUAAUUAAAACGCA
This is a messenger RNA of Culex pipiens pallens (northern house mosquito), 1431 nucleotides long. RefSeq names its product COP9 signalosome complex subunit 4 (gene CSN4). The transcript is spliced from 5 exons. The record is from RefSeq and is a predicted model, not a curated record. Lineage: Eukaryota; Metazoa; Arthropoda; Insecta; Diptera; Culicidae. Gene Ontology annotation, cellular component: COP9 signalosome; cytosol. The coding region runs from base 127 to 1359 and encodes 410 amino acids.